Molecule: messenger RNA, 2172 nt
Organism: Caenorhabditis remanei
Lineage: Eukaryota; Metazoa; Nematoda; Chromadorea; Rhabditida; Rhabditidae
Exons: 4
Coding region: 1-2172 (723 amino acids)
Cellular component (GO): extracellular region
Molecular function (GO): chitin binding
Source: RefSeq, a predicted model, not a curated record
AUGCUUCCCAAACGUGUGGUCCUCGCCGCUCUCCUCGUCGCCUCUGUCUGUGCCCAAUAUGGUGUCACUGGUAUGUACGAGAACCUUCCACUCGAGAGCACAACUCCAGAAGCUUCUGGUGACGGAUCCGGCUCCGACACGCCUGUUUUCGUGGACACGGACUGUUCGGCGAAGGAAGAUGGUCUCUAUCCGAUCGGUGGAUGCUCGCCACAGUUUUUGACUUGUUCUGGAGGAAUCGCUAGAAUCAUGGACUGCCCAGCAAACCUGAUCUACGACCACCGAAUCGUCGCUUGUGAGUACUCGUACAACGUUCCAGAGUGCGGAGGAGUUCCACAGGACUACACAUCGGCCUACGGUGCGUCUUCUGAAGCCACGACGACUCCAGCUGCUGACGUGACUGCUCCAGUCGACCCAUAUGUUCCAGUUGAGACCACCGCCAACCCAUACGUUCGUGUCGUCACUGAGGCCACCACCGUGCCAGCUGAGGACGUGCCAGUUCCAGUCGAGACUACCGCUAGCCCAUACGAGCCGGUCACCGAGCCAGCUACGACCCCAGCCGAGGAUGUGGAGACCUCUACAGUCCCAUAUUAUGCUCCAGGCGAUGUUGAGACCACCACCACUCCAGCUGAAGACGUCACUGAGCCAACAACCGCUCCAUACUACGCACCAGUCACCACUGAAGCCACCACGACUCCGGCCGAAGAUGUCACGGUUCCAGUUGAGACCACUGCUAGUCCAUAUGCUCCAAUUGAGACCACCGCUGCCCCAUACGUCGCUGAGACCACCACCACUCCAGCUGAAGACGUCACUGAGCCAACAACCGCCCCAUACUACGCACCAGUCACCACUGAAGCCACCACGACUCCAGCCGAAGAUGUCACGGUUCCAGUUGAGACCACUGCUAGUCCAUAUGCUCCAGUAGACAUCACAACUACCCCAGCUGCCGAUGUGGAGACUACCACUGCUCCAUACUACGCUCCAGUCGACGUUGAGACCACUACCGCUCCAGCUGACGACGUUCCAGUCCCAAUUGAGACCACCGCUUCUCCAUAUGCUCCUGCUGAUGACGUUCCAACUGACCGCACCUGUGGAGACAAAGAAGACGGAUUCUACUCAUUCGGACAGUGCAGCGACCACUACAUCGCCUGCUCCAACGGACGUACCAUCCCAAUGCAGUGUCCGGCUAAACUCGCGUUCGACGAGGCUCGUGUCAUCUGUGACUACACUGAGAACGUGCCAGAGUGCCAAAAUGCGUCUGGAAAUGAUGAGGGAAGUGGAUCCGGUGACGAGUCGUCUGGAUAUGGAUAUGUUGCUCCAGUGACUGAGACCGCUGCUUACAAUGCUCCGACUACCCAGGCUUAUGAGACCACCACUAUCCCAGCUGAGGCUACCACUGAGGCUGUCUACACAACCACCGCCGCUGAUGUUCCAUCGACGACCACAACUGGAGCCUAUGAGACUACAACUGAGGCCUACACUACAACCACUCAAGCUGAGACCACAACUGGAGCCUAUGAGACCACCACGAUCCCAGAGGAGACUACGACUACGGCAGCUGAUGUCCCAAGCACCACCACUGAGGCCUAUACAACCACCACUGCUCCAGCAUAUGAGACUACCACUCAAGUUGAGAUCACAACGACGGCUGCUGAUGUUCCAUCGACUACUCAAGCCUAUGAGACCACCACAGUCCCAGAGGAGACUACAACUGAUGCCUACACAACAACGACUCAGGCUGAAACCACCACCACAGCUGCUGAUGUCCCAUCGACGACGACUCAAGCCUAUGAGACGACCACCGUCGCAGAGGAGACUACCACAACGGCCGCUGAUGUCCCAUCGACCACCACCGAGGCUUACACAACCACCAGUGUUCCAGCUGAGACUACCACUGAGGCUGUCUACACAACUACCACUGCCGCCGAUGUUCCAUCGACCACAGUUCCAGUUGAGACUACCACCGAGCAAGUCUACCAGACCACAACCGCCUCCAUCCCGACCUGCAUCGAAGGACCACACGUCAUCGAGCCAUGCUCCCAACACUACCGUAACUGUGUCAACGGACACGAGUCGGUCUUCAUCUGCGAGUCGGGACUCUUCUUCUCACCGGAACACGGUCGUUGCACCACCGCCGAUCAAAUCGCCGAGUGUCAUCAGCCAGUUGUCUACUAA